GGCAAAGAAAAGAGAGAUUAUAGCGAGAGGGUAAAUGUAUCUGAAUAUGUUCCAAAGUUUUGUUCGUCUUUCUCUCUCUAAACUGGCCAGUUUCAGUUUAGGCGUCUGCUCACUGCUUCUGUGAUUUUUCUUUUUGAGAUUUAUGUUAUUCUUGUGUGGUUUUUGAACGGACAUUUCUUUGUCUUCAACUGAGAGAUUUUGCUGAUUGUUCAUCUACCUGACAAAGGUAGGGGAAGAAGGAACAAACAAUUUAGAAAAGCUUUAGGUACCUGGUUUGUACCUCUAGAUUCAGCAAAACUUGAUCAACCCUACAGCGGCUUUUUUUUUUUUGUUUUAAAUUUAUUUCAUCUGAUCUAACUCUCGUUUGAACUGGGUUUGUUUUUCUAUUUUCUUUUUUUUAAAUCUAUCUAUUAGUUGAUUUCUGGGGGCAGGAGUUGAGGUUAAAAGAGGUAGCAAUUUUUUGUUUGGUGAUAAAUUUUUCCGGGUUUCUCGAGGCGUGAAGUGCGGUGGUGGUGGUGGGGAUUAGGUGGGGUUUGGAUGAUAAGGGCGUUUGGAAAAUUAGGGUUUGUGAGAGAGGAUGGGUUUGGAUGGCGAAGAUGGUAAAGUGAAAUCUUGGGAGGUGUGCAAAUCAAAGGGGAGGAAGAAGAAGAAAGUUGAAGAAGAAGAUAAUGAUGACGACAGUGGUGGUUGUGCUGUGGAGACUGGGUGCUGGGUCAAGCUAAGGUUCAUCGGCAGCUGCAUUUCUUCGAGAUCCAAAGUUGAUACCUCCAUUAGUGGGACGAGUGCUCAUUUCGUGGAGAGCAGAUCUACUAAUGAUACAAGUAGAGACCAGCCAGUAGCUCCUGCAGUUUCGUCUACUACUACUACUACAAGUAAUACAGAGAGCAAUUCUUCCACCUCCAGACUCGAAGAAGAGCUUAAGGUUGCUUCUCGGCUACGGAAGUUUACAUUUAAUGAUCUUAAGUUAGCAACAAGAAAUUUUAGACCUGAGAGUCUCCUCGGGGAAGGUGGUUUUGGUUGCGUGUUCAAGGGUUGGAUUGAAGAAAAUGGAACUGCUCCGGUUAAACCUGGCACAGGGCUAACAGUUGCUGUUAAAACCCUCAAUCAUGAUGGUCUUCAGGGUCAUAAAGAAUGGCUGGCUGAAGUAAGUUUUCUCGGAGAUCUAGUUCACCCUAACUUGGUUAAAUUGAUUGGUUACUGCAUUGAGGACGAUCAGAGACUGCUUGUGUACGAGUUUAUGCCUCGAGGAAGCUUGGAAAACCACCUGUUUAGAAGGUCUUUACCUCUUCCAUGGUCCAUAAGGAUGAAAAUCGCCCUAGGUGCUGCAAAGGGUCUUGCCUUUCUUCAUGAAGAAGCAGAAAGGCCUGUAAUAUAUCGUGAUUUCAAAACCUCCAAUAUACUAUUAGAUGCGGACUACAAUGCGAAGCUCUCCGACUUUGGGCUUGCAAAAGAUGGUCCUGAAGGGGACAAAACCCAUGUAUCAACUCGAGUGAUGGGAACGUAUGGCUAUGCGGCCCCAGAAUAUGUAAUGACUGGACAUCUUACAUCAAGGAGUGAUGUGUACAGCUUUGGGGUGGUUUUGCUUGAAAUGUUAACCGGCAGGAGAUCCAUGGACAAAACCAGACCGAAUGGGGAGCAUAAUCUUGUAGAAUGGGCCCGGCCACAUCUUGGAGAGAGGAGAAGAUUCUACAGGUUGAUAGACCCCAAGCUAGAAGGUCACUUCUCAAUCAAAGGUGCUCAGAAAGCUGCGCAGCUGGCUGCUCACUGCCUCAGCCGGGAUCCAAAAGCGAGACCUUUAAUGAGUGAAGUUGUUGAAGCUCUGAAGCCUCUGCCGAACCUGAAGGACAUGGCGAGUUCGUCAUAUUUUUUCCAGACCAUGCAAGCUGACCGCGUUGGUUCAAGCCCUAACACAAGAAAUGGGAUACGAUCACAACCUGGGUCAUUUUCGAAGAAUGGGCAACAGAGGAGCCUUUCGAUUCCAAAUGGUUCCCAUGCUUCUCCUUAUCACUAUCAGUACCCUCGUCAAUCGCCAAAACCAAAUGCUAAGCCAUAAAAUUGAGUUGGUAAUUAUCAUCUUUUCUCGUUCUCUCUUGACCAUUUGUUUCUUCCCCUUAAGUAUAGAUGUAACUUCAAUCGAAAAGCAUUUGCUCAUGGAACAACUGAAGAAGCAACAGAGAAACAUGUGUGCUUUAUGUUGUGUUUAGAAUGACAAAUCUCUUGAGCAGAGAAAUGUCAUGUCAUGGCAGGUGAAGCGUUAUAGUGCAGAAUGUACUAAUGUCAGUCAUAUGUUGCUGCUGCAAUCUAUUUUGGAAGUGUUGGAAGAUAAUUAGCUCUUACAUCUCUAACCGCACAGGUCUUGUUCAUGAAAUCAUGCAACUUCUGUUCUAAACCUGGAUUGACUUUGAUGAGGCGAUAUUUGAAUGGUAAAUUCUGCAAUUACUGACGGUCGACUCCACCGGCCCUGCAGAGUUUACCCAGUUGCUGUAAAAGUAACAGUGACAUGUUUUAAGUGGGUAAUGAGAAGCUUAUGGUUGUUUUUUU
Messenger RNA from Carica papaya (papaya), 2541 nucleotides. Its product is annotated as serine/threonine-protein kinase PBL34-like. NCBI's taxonomy places the organism in Eukaryota, Viridiplantae, Streptophyta, Magnoliopsida, Brassicales, Caricaceae. Gene Ontology annotation, biological process: protein phosphorylation. Gene Ontology annotation, molecular function: protein kinase activity; ATP binding. The record is from RefSeq and is a predicted model, not a curated record.